AUGGAAACUACAACUGUAAUUUUACCGAGAGACUAUUACCUUAAUAGCACUUUGAAAAGGCAGUUGGUUACUGAAGAAAACAGAGCAACAAAUUCAACUUUCAUUUUUCAUUACCAUGUAAAUCACGUUCUCUUGGGUUUGUUUCUUGGUACUGUGUCUUUGCUGACUGUGGUAAUGAACAUCUUAGUCCUGUAUGCUGUUAAAAAGGAGAGAACUCUGCACACAGUUGGGAAUUUGUAUAUAGUCAGCCUGUCAGUGGCAGAUCUGAUUGUCGGUGCAUCUGUAAUGCCCCUCAACAUUGUAUAUUUGUUGGAGAACGAAUGGAUAUUUGGACAAGUGGUUUGCCGAUUUUGGUUAGUUAUGGACUAUGUGGCCAGCACUGCUUCCAUCUUUAGCCUUUUCAUUUUGUGUGUGGAUCGAUAUCGUUCAGUACGGCACCCACUCAAAUAUCUAAAAUAUCGAACCAAGGCUAGAGCUAGUGUGAUGAUUUCCGGUGCCUGGCUACUGUCAAUGACCUGGGUUAUCCCCAUACUGGGCUGGCAUUCAUUUGGUGCUGUAGAUUCAAAGCCUAAAACUGAAAAUACAUGUGAAACUGAUUUCCAGUUUGUCACCUGGUUCAAAGUUCUCACUGCUGUCCUCAACUUCUACGUCCCCUCUUUGAUGAUGCUGUGGUUUUAUAUACAGAUCUUCAUGGUUGUGAGGAAACAUUAUCGGCAAAGGGGAAUCAUAAAUGAGUCACUGCCAUCAACUAAAAUUUUUAUGAGAGAUAUGGAAGCCCAACAUCAUUCUGCUUCCAGAGGUUUAAAGAACGGCACAAAAGAAAGGGAGGCUUCCUCAGAACCAGAGAUGUCUUUAAAAUUGACAUGCUUACCUCCUGGCAUUCUGCACAGUCAACCAGAUGAUGACAAGGUCAAGAAAAUGUUUGUUUCAGAAAAUGACUGCAACGUAAUAGUGCCAAACUCCAUUGCAGGCAUGCCUGAGAUAACUGACGCCUCUGACGUGCGGACAUUCACUUCUGUCUUAGAGAAAGACGCAGCCCUCUCUUAUUCUAGAUCGGAUCCCUCACCUUGGCUUCACAAUGACAACACCAGAGUGGAUUCAGUCAAUAACCUAAAGCAGUCGUGGCAAAAGUUCUGUACUAACUCCAAGCAGUAUGUUCAGAAUCUUCGCUUAAAGAAAGAAAUAAAAGCUGCCAAGCAGCUGGGUUUCAUCAUGGCAGCCUUCAUGAUGUGUUGGAUCCCAUAUUUUGUGACAUUCAUGGUCAUGGCUUUCUGUAAGACAUGCGUUCAUCACAACUUGCACAUGUUCACAAUCUGGCUGGGUUACAUAAACUCUACAUUAAACCCUUUAAUUUAUCCACUGUGCAAUGACAAUUUUAAAAAGACUUUCAAAAAUAUCCUUCAUAUUAAGUCUUGA
This is a messenger RNA of Polyodon spathula (Mississippi paddlefish), 1416 nucleotides long. Its product is annotated as histamine H1 receptor-like. Bases 1 to 1416 code for a protein of 471 amino acids. Gene Ontology annotation, molecular function: histamine receptor activity; G protein-coupled serotonin receptor activity; neurotransmitter receptor activity. Lineage: Eukaryota; Metazoa; Chordata; Actinopteri; Acipenseriformes; Polyodontidae. The record is from RefSeq and is a predicted model, not a curated record. Gene Ontology annotation, cellular component: dendrite; membrane. Gene Ontology annotation, biological process: chemical synaptic transmission; G protein-coupled receptor signaling pathway, coupled to cyclic nucleotide second messenger; regulation of vascular permeability. The transcript is spliced from 2 exons.